AUGGACGCUUUGACGUCGGACCUGCAGGAUGAGGCACCCUGGUGCAUGCUCUUUGCCGAUGACAUCGUGCUUGUCGGGGAAGAAGGCAUCGAGGUACAGAGCAGACUGACGGGGUGGCAACGGAGGCUGGAAAGUGUUGGCUUGAAGAUUAGCAGAUCCAAAACCGAUUAUCUGUGCUGUGAUUUCGGCGGUCUUUCCAGUCCUGUACCCAUGUCGUUGGAUGGCGCUACACUGCCUAUCUGCUCAGAUGUCAAGUACCUCGGUUCCCUCAUUCAAGGCGACGGCGGAAUAGAUAGAGCUGUGCAGCAUAGGAUUAACGCAGGGUGGAUGAAAUGGCGACAGGUCACAGCCACAACGUGCGAUCCCCGAAUGCCAAUAAGGCUGAAGGGGAAAAUUUACAAAUCGAUCAUCCGACCUGUCGUCAUGUAUGGAAGUGAAUGCUGGGCCGUCAAGAAGAUGGAUGAAAAUAGACUGCAUGCGAAUGAAAUGAGAAUGUUACGAUGGAAACCAAUUUCUGUACUACCAACAUUAAGUAAAAUUUUUGAAAAAAUUAUUUUAGAUCAGAUGUUAAGUUUCUUUCAUCAUCAUCAUCAUCAUUAUUACAGCCCUUCACAAGUCCACUGCUGA
This is a messenger RNA of Parnassius mnemosyne (clouded apollo), 627 nucleotides long. The record is from the annotation of a GenBank genome assembly. Lineage: Eukaryota; Metazoa; Arthropoda; Insecta; Lepidoptera; Papilionidae.